This is a messenger RNA of Corvus hawaiiensis (hawaiian crow), 2132 nucleotides long. RefSeq lists its product as uncharacterized. Bases 111 to 1580 code for a protein of 489 amino acids. The transcript has 11 exons. Gene Ontology annotation, molecular function: protein binding. The record is from RefSeq and is a predicted model, not a curated record. NCBI's taxonomy places the organism in Eukaryota, Metazoa, Chordata, Aves, Passeriformes, Corvidae.
AUCUGUUUCCUUCCUGUGGUUGCAAGCCUUGCAGUCAGAUACAGAUGCCUGGGCUCAGAGGCAGCGAGUGGGGCUGAGAUUUCAGUCCUGCCUGGGGACUUCACACUAGAAUGGCCCUGCAGUCGCUGGCUUUGAGGUUUCUCCUGGCCCUUGCAUCUCUGCUGUCAGCACAUGGCCAGGAAGAACUUUUCAACAUCCAGGUAGUGCCUCAGGGAACAGAAAUGUGCCAAAGGCCCCUGUGGGACUCCAGACUCCAGCUGGCACCAGACCAGAAGAAUUACAAGAAGAAUGAAGAAGUGAUGCUGAGUUGUCCUGAAGGUUUCCAGCCAUCCUUCACCCAUGUCAAAUGUUCAAGCGAAGUCCAGUCUUUCACUCGUGGGAAACCUGUGUACAGAGAAAUCUGGAAUGGAAGAGACUCCAAAGGUGCCUGGGCCCGCAUUCGGUCCAGCGUAGAGUGCAUCGAAGUCCUCCAGGUUGUCCCCGGGACCUUUGAGAUUUCCAGCACCAGCAUCAAACUGAACUGGACCUGCAGGUUCCCUGAUGCCUGCCAGGGCAUGAGGGCCAUGUGCCGGCUGGCAGCGCCUUCCUCUCCUCCCUGUGAGGCUGAGGAGGUGAAUGGAGAGCAGAUGUUACAUGGCCAGGCAGGAACAUUCACCUGCUCUCCUUUGCAGCCCUUCACUGAGUAUAGUGUCACCAUCAGCCUGCCCCCCAAUGAAACCCUUUUCUCAUGGUUGUUCAUGACAGAGGAAACAGUGCCGGACAAACCAGAGGAGCUGUGGCUGGAUCCCAACAGGGGCUCUCUCAGGUGGAAGGCGCUGCCCUCCUGCAAAGGGGAGAUCAUCGGAUACCAGCUGAGCAUCACGGCCAGGAACGCCGGGGACAGCGGCGUGCUGGAGAUGGAGCGGCUGCGGCUCAAUGGCUCCGUCACCGAGCACCGGCUGCCGGAGCACAGCCCUGGCCGCAGCUACGCGGUGACGAUCCGGGGACUGACGGCUGCUGGAGCCGGGGCUGCGCUGGCGAGGGAGUUUCCCACCGGCAGCUCGGACACCCCGCACCCCCAGGGCAUCAGCUGCCGCAGCGUCCGCGACAUCGCCCCAUCCCAAGGGACGGCCGUGCUCCCCCUGCGCCCCAUCGCCCGUCCCUCUGAGGCAGCCAGGGAGCACCAGCUGAUCGUGGCCACGACGCACGACGGCUCGGUGACGGAGAGCAUCUGCGCGGGGCAGCCACAGCUCUUCAAUGGCAGCGUCUACCUGGCCGCUCUUCUCAACCUCACCGCCCCCACGGAUUUCGUGCUGGGCGACGGCAGCCGCGGGCAGGGCCACCACAACGCUGCCCUCCGCCCGGGCUGCGACUACACGGCCCUCCUGCGCCUCGUCCGCCUCUCGCCGCAGGCAGAGAAGUUCACCUGUGUCUGCUACAGCUUCUCUGUUGUUGCAGAGCAGACUGCAGGCUCGUGGCAUGGGAUUGUGAUUGGACUGGUUGUGCUUUUGGCAGUCCUCCUCGUGGCUGCCGUUAUCCUGUGGCUUGUGAUCUCCAGGAAAAGGAAGUAUUUGCCCAACAAAACUAAGGAGGGUAACUAAAAAGGUAAAGGGGGCUAGGCUGGAGGUCAGUCACUUCAGCCCCAGCCAGGACCGUGGGGACAUCCAGAGCAGUGAGUAAAUGGAGAAAAUGGGAAGGAUAACCCAGCCCAGUGCUGAUGGCUGCCAUGUCCCCUGGCUCUUCUGUGACUACCAGCAUGGGGGUCCCAUGCAAUUUAUCCAAUUCAGCAAGGCAAGAGAAAAACAGGAGGUCAAGAAGGGUUGAAUAUUUUCAAUCCUCAGCCCCUUCACCUCCCAGCUUUUGCUUACUGCUUUUGUAAGGCCUUUGAAUUUGGCCUUCUGUAGUCCUUUUUUUCAAGCUUUGCUUCUAUUUUUGCUUUCCUGGAAGCAGGACUUGUAUGCCAGAUUUCCCAAUCCCAGACCCACACAGGCUCAGGAUGAUGGCAUUCUCCUGCUGUGCUCUGGGUUUCCAACCCUUCUGCCCUCUCUGCUGAUAUUCAGCCAAGGCCUGGCUGGACUGCUUUGUGACUCUGCCUGUUUUGUCUGCACAACAAAUAAAGGCUUAUGGUUUGGAGGGGCUGCCUGUCCCACUCA